AUGGUCGAGUCGUUUGAAAUGGGCGGGUGCGACGCGUGCAUUGCAGACGGUCAGGGCUUGAUUUUUCUCAAAAUGCCGCCGAACCCCAAGUUUGUGGAGUCACUGCGAAAGCAGGAGAAGCUCAAGCUCGCUGGCACCCGAGGCCGCGACCUGCCUCCCAGCACUCCUGCUGAUCCGUAUGGUCCGCCGCCUUUUGAGUGGGAGAGUGCGAUGUGCUUGAUGGGUGCAGGCAAUCGAGCCGUGGUAUCUACGUAUGGGAUCAUGCGGGGCCUGCACAAGAAGGGAAAGCUCAACCACUUUGACGGCAUCGUUGGAAUCUCCGGUGGCUUCUGGGCGUUGUCCGCCUACACCUUUGGUCUCGCCGACUUGACCGCUGACGGCGACGCCGAGGACUUGCUGCUGGACGUCAGCCGCGAUUGGAAGCCGGAGGCCAUCGCAGACCUCGAUGUGCUUGAGAAGGAGUCGAUGGGUUUUGCCACCACGCUACCCUUCGGCCUGCGCGAGAUCUGCGAGCUCCCCUUCUACAGCUGUGCAGAGUGCCUCAAGGCGGUUGGCCUUCCCGUGCCGGGCUGCCACGCCUUCUGGCAAGAAUCGGUGUACCGCACGUACCUCAAGACUUACGGCAUCCCCAAAGGCCGCUUCCUCGCCUCGAGCGAGGCCGAGGCCGAACGCAUCGUGUCCGGGCGGCCCGACCUCAAAAAGUCCGAUUUUCUGUGGCCGCGCCGCUGCGGCAAGACGCAAGACAACCCCUCUGGAGAGCACCGGAAGCCCGAGCCGAUGGCUCUGUACGCGAGCAUCAUGCCGACGGGGCUCAGCAACGCCAAUGGGCUCGGUGCGCUGAGCGAGCAGCAGGUGAAGGCGGCCAAGGGCGGGCUCGCCGACGCGAUUACCGCCCGGGAGGAGUACAAUGGGGUGACCACAGUUCCCUUCUUUGCCACGCCGACCGCCGCCGGCACGCGGUACGAGGCUGUGUACGUCGACGGUCGGAUGGCGCCGCAGGGGCCGCCCGAGAUGCGCUUCUUGAAGUGCCAGGCCAACACCGGAUGCAAGCCCCCCGCGCCGAUUCGGUUCAACAAGGUGCACCACCCUCCUCACGAAGCGCUCGUCGACCCUCCCGGAAGAACUUGUAUGUACGGCUACCUCGGCGACUUUAUGGUGCACGACUCGUGGGACGAGGUGCUGGGGCCAUUCUUGGAGGACCUGUGA
Molecule: messenger RNA, 1206 nt
Organism: Emiliania huxleyi CCMP1516
Lineage: Eukaryota; Haptophyta; Isochrysidales; Noelaerhabdaceae
Exons: 4
Coding region: 1-1206 (401 amino acids)
Source: RefSeq, a predicted model, not a curated record